AUGCCUCCUUUAGCUGCUGCUCAACCAGCUACUCUUCUGCGCAGGUUCCCACAAGAAUCUGCACAGCCUACAACUCCUGUCAUCAUUAUAGAUUCUACAAAAUCAUCCCAACCUUCUACAGAAAUGACUGUUGCUGCAUCACUCAUUUUCUUGGGUACUGUCUUCCUCCUCUUUGCUGGUAUUGCAGCUGUCACAGCUCUCUGCCAUGGCUCCCGCAAACGCCGCAAGUCCCUUUCAUCCCCAAACCUCUCAACAAGACUUUCAAAACAUCUCCAACGACGAUACUCAUCGUCCUCAGUUUAUACUUCAUAUACCGUAAAUGGAACCUCUUCAGCGCCAAGCCCUGGCCUUCACGCCGUACACGCAGCUGCCCUAUCUGCUGGGUCUUCAUCCUCAAGCCUUGCAUUACUUUCUGCCCCUUCUCCACAACAUUUACCCUCAUACGGCUCGGUCUUAUCACCAACUUCUCGUAAAAAUUCCUUUUCAAACAUCUCUUCAACAAUAACUGCAACACCAUUAUCAUUACAACAACCUAGCUCUCCGGCAACUAUCGUCUCCCCAAAUACAAAUACUUCCACUUCAACCGUCUCAAAUAGUUUGCUUCGUAUGGGAUCUUCUUUCCUUAAACGGUCCUCCCAAUCUUCUUCUCCAACCGUAGUCUCUUUAGACCCCCCUCCCUCCUCCUCAUCCUUCUCCUCCUCCUCCCGUGUCCCCACGUGGUCCCCCUUUGAAUUCUCAUCUGUCGGCUAUGGCAUCUUCUCCCAAGAUGACCCAACCACUAAUGACUCCAAAUUCUCUUACCUUAAAUCUGACUUUGGACUUGUUCUUCAUGGCGGCUGGCCCGCCUUAGACUUGAAACUUCGCCAACUCCAAGAAGAUGCUGACCGUGUUUUCAGAAACUCUGGAGGAACCGUCCAGUCAAAGUAUAAACUUCUUUUUGUGGCUCGUCAUGGACAAGGCUACCAUAACCUCGCCAUUGAAAUCUAUGGCCAGGCCGCAUGGGACUCAUAUUGGUCUAUGCUCGACGGAGAUGGGAACUUGGUUUGGGGCCCAGACCCAGACCUAACCCCGCUAGGUGUCGAGCAAGCCAAACGCAAUAAUAUCGCAUGGAAACGCCAAAUUGCUACUAAAAAUGCCCCGGUACCUAAAGCCUUCUUUGCAUCCCCCUUUGCCCGGGCUACUGAUACCAUGAUGUAUACCUGGGCAGAUAUUUCAAGCUCUGACUCAACUAACCCCACAAACAACUAUUACACGGGCAAAAAAUCUGCAUCCAACAUUUCAAUCUACGCCCUAGAUAGUAACUGCAGCGCUACAAGUACCCCCACUGUCUUUGCCGCUACUGCCUCAACUUCCCCAUCCUCCUCUCUUGCAAGCCCUAAAAAACUUAUCCUCGACUCAGGCUCCGCCUCACCUCCUCCUCAAGAGGCUCCCCCUGACAAAACUUCUCUCUCUCGUCGUGCCCUCAUUGUCGAAGACUUGCGCGAAACAAUUGGCGUCCACACGUGCGACAUGCGUUCUCCGCAAAGCGCCGUGGCUGCGCGCCAUCCUGACGUCCGUUUCGAGCCCGGGUUCUCUGAAAAAGAUGUCUUGUGGACCGCCGACCACCGUGAAACUCCAGAUGAGCAAAACGUGCGCGUCCAUAGGUUCCUAGACAAGUUAUUUGCCGCAAGCAAUGCAUACUCUGGAGCCCUACUCAACCAAAAUAGUGCUGCUGAAUCGCCAGAUGAUGAAGACCCAGACCUCGAUGCUGUGCGCUACGUUUCAAUCACUGCACAUUCAGGAACAAUUAACUCUUUACUUAAAGUCACAGGCCAUCGGCCAUUCAAUGUGCCUCCAGGUGGAAUGAUCCCUGUGGUUAUUAAAGCCACCCGAUACUUACGACUUCCUGUCGACCCCAUAGACCUAGCUACAUAG
This is a messenger RNA of Magnusiomyces paraingens, 1914 nucleotides long. RefSeq lists its product as uncharacterized. The coding region runs from base 1 to 1914 and encodes 637 amino acids. Gene Ontology annotation, cellular component: cytoplasm. The transcript has a single exon. The record is from RefSeq and is a predicted model, not a curated record. NCBI's taxonomy places the organism in Eukaryota, Fungi, Ascomycota, Dipodascomycetes, Dipodascales, Dipodascaceae. Gene Ontology annotation, molecular function: phosphatase activity.